Caenorhabditis sp. 36 PRJEB53466 is the source of this 2409-nucleotide messenger RNA. The record is from the annotation of a GenBank genome assembly. NCBI's taxonomy places the organism in Eukaryota, Metazoa, Nematoda, Chromadorea, Rhabditida, Rhabditidae.
AUGCAGGCGCUGCUAGAUCAACUGCGACAGAUCAACGACACCGUCGGUUACGGAACUUGGGACCUCCUUUUGGCUGUAAGUACAUUAAAACAGCCGAAAAAUCUAUAACCGUUCAGUCACACGAAGAUCUAAAGCACGAGGUGGUUUAUCUGCGGAAACUGGAGCAAGAAAAAGAGGAAAAGGCGCAGGAAACGAUCAAAUCGCUUCAAAACGCCAAAAAAGAGCUAACCAGCAUCAAGAAUCAAGUUAACUCCCUGAAAAUCGAUUAUGCAGAUCAUAUCGAAUCGGUAAAAUCGCAAUUGGCCGCCAACGGACUCGAAAUGAACAAAGUGGUCCAAGUUUUCGAAAAAGUGCUCGCCGACGCGUUGAGCACUCAAAAAUCGCAAAUUCUCGCCGAAAUUCAGUCGAAUGGCACGAAAAGAUCGUUCGGAGAGCUCGAAAACGCUGUCCGACACGUUUUGGCGGUGCUGGAGCAGCAAAAAGGGACGCAGUUGAGGAGUAUGAUCGCGGCGGAGCUCGACGAGUUUUACGCAGAAGCCGUACAAGUUUUCCGGCUCGAAUUGUGGAAUUUGAUGCAAAGCAUGGAGUUGCCCAUGAAAAAGCCGGCAAAAAACGCGAGUUUACACGAAAAUCUGCAAAAAAUCUGUCAAUUCUCGUGCGAUUUGGACGUUGUGCACACGGGAAACUCGUCCGAAUCCAUUGCGAAUCUGAUUUCCGCCGCGUUCGGCCAACUCGUCAAUCUUUGUGUGGAUAUGGUCGAGAACGAGAAGGGCGACGCCGAUUUCGAAUGGAUUCUCAAGUGCGCCGACGAAUGGGCCGUGAAUCUGCGGGAUGUGCUCGCGGAGACGAUCGGAGAGCUCAACGUGGACGGAAAAGAGCGAGUGAGCGGCGUUUUCGAUGCGACAUUCGUGAAAUUCGUGCACACAAUCACCGAGACGUUUUUGACUAAGGUUUGUUGGUUUUUAUUGAAAAAUAAUCUACCAACCUUAUUUAUUGCAGAACGUCAAAAACCCGCUGCUCUUCUCGAAUGUCUGCUCCCUCCUCCGCUGCUUCGAAUCCACGUCAUCGUUCGAUCUGCUCGACGCGGACCUCUUCGAACCGCUCUAUUCUUCGCACUUCCUCAGCCGCUGGAUCUGCUUCGAAGUCGAGUUCUUCACGUAUUCGGCGUCGAAACUGCUCCAGAAUCCCGCGUGUUUCCGCCCUCUUCCGGCUCUUUCGAUCGGCUCCGCCCCCUCGAACAUCUGGGCUUCAGAAGUGACACUGUUCUUCGAAGAAUGGCUGAGCCGGGUGGAUAAAGACGUAUCGGUGCUGGGAAAUCUGGAGGCUCAAAAGACGUUCUACGAGACGCUGCACAUUUUGAUGCUCGAUUUGCGCUCCAGAAUCCGUGGAAUCGCGGGGAACCUUUAUUCGGGCGCUUCCUGGUCGAAUGACGUGUAUCUCGUGAUGAACACAAUCUGGGAACUGCGACGAAUCGUCGAGAAUCUGACACUCGCCUGGCCGAUUUCGUCGUUUGAAAUCGAAAAAGCGUACGAGAAAGAGUGGAAAAGACUUGGUAGUCUCAUCUCGGAGUAUUUGAAUGAUAUUGUCGAUUCGAUGGACAACGAAGUCCGAGCUCGGUACAUUCCGCCGGCGGAGAAGAAUCGAUUGAUUUCGGAGACGUUCGACCACAUCCACAAAUGUCUGCACAACGCCUCGUUCAAGGCGAGCAAACCGUCGCGGAGCCCGUUGAUUAACAUAUUGGUCGAAGAGUUGUUCAAGAAUUUGCAAGUUCGAUUCGAUCGCUGGAAGGAUCUGUGCAGGUAAGGAGAGGAGUUUUCAGGAGUGAUGCGCCUUUAAAAUUAUAUCACAGGUCCCUUUUUUCAGUUUUUUAACACGAUUUCGCGGCAGACAAAUUUAUAAAACAGCGCUAGUGAAACGAUCUUAAAGGUAGAGCGGUUCAAAAAUUGUGUUCGUGGCAAGACCCACAGGCCACGAAAUUGUGCUGCGCCUUUAGUGGUAGCGUACCUCGGUGUCGAAUUACGAGUGGGACAAAUUUAAAAAAAGCGAGUUUUCACUUGAAAAAUCGAACAAUUUUCUAGCGUGGAUGUGCUCUCGAACUUUUACGCGCAAAUCUACUCGAUCCUCCUGCCACAUCUCGACCAACUCCAAAAUUCGACAGCGUGGACACGUGGCGACGCGGCGCGCACCGAAAUCUGUAAUCUGGACGUUUUGAUGAAGAUGGCGGCGAACCGGGAUCCGUCGGGCGAGCUCGUGCGCACGGCGUUCCGAUCGAUCGACGAGGAGCAAGUGCUGAAAAUGCUCGGCGAGCUCGGAAUCCACGCGAGCAGCGACCACGCCUUCCAGGACUAUCAAAUACUCGCCGAGAACUGGAACACCAUCCGAGACCGGGGAUACGGAUACGGAAAUUGA